Molecule: messenger RNA, 1025 nt
Organism: Tripterygium wilfordii
Lineage: Eukaryota; Viridiplantae; Streptophyta; Magnoliopsida; Celastrales; Celastraceae
Exons: 1
Coding region: 66-788 (240 amino acids)
Source: RefSeq, a predicted model, not a curated record
GUUGUUGUCUACCAUUCAAAAACCCUCUCUUCUCUAACCUUUGGCAUCUUCUUCUGCCAUAAAAAAUGGCCGCAGAAGAAGUUCUUAAGCUCUUCGAUAUCUACUGGUUCAAGCAUGAAAUCUUCUCCAAUAACACACUUUUACCUCUCAAUGGAACGAACCCAAUUGAAGAAGAGAUUCAAGAAUCGAAAUUUUCGCACUUGCCUAGUCUUCUAGUCAGGUCUCUCAGUGAGCAAAACUUGAGCUCCAAAGCAAGUCUUGCCUCUGAUACUCUCUCGCCAACAACACCAAAGCUUCAAAUUCAAUCAAUCGUCUGUGGAAAAGUUGUUACAGAAUUUGAAACGAAAAGUGAGAAACAAGAAGAUAUUGAAGCACCCAUUAAGCCAAAAGCGAGAGAAAGGAGAAGCGGUGGAGGAAGAAGAAACAGAGGAGGUGGAAGUAAUAAUAGUAAGAGCUUGACAGAUCUUGAGUUUGAGGAGCUAAAAGGGUUUAUGGAUCUGGGAUUUGUGUUUUCUGAGGAGGAUAAAGAUUCAAGCUUGGUUUCUAUAAUUCCUGGGUUGCAAAGAUUGGGGAGAAUAUCUGGUCAAGAUGAACAGAAAGCAGAGAGAAAGAUUGACAAAAGUAGUAUUGUUCAAAGGCCUUAUUUGUCAGAAGCAUGGGAUGUAUUGGACAGAAGAAAGGAGAGGCCAGUGCUGAUUGAUUGGAGAAUUCCAGUUCUGGGCAAUGAAAUGGACAUGAAAGAUAAUCUCAGGUUCUGGGCUCACACAGUUGCAUCUACUGUCAGAUAGUAAUACUCAAAACACAUUUUGAUUUCUUGUUUGUGCUUCGCUCUCUCUAUUAUAUAUAUUUUCUGGGUUUUUCUUGGUCUAGAUUGUUUGGUCAUUCAGGGUGCCAAUUUUUAUAUCCUUCUCUACAAGACAUGUAAUUGUAAAUAAGAACUGGAUCUUUGUAGGGUUGGUAUUCAUUUGGUCAAUUGUUCAGUUAAAUCUUCCACUUGGUGAAUGUAAUGACUGGAGUUUUGACAA